AUGGCGGACGCCGCGCAGCGGCCAUGCAGCAUCUGCAUGGAGCCCAUGGCGUCCUCGGAGGCCCACCGCGGCGGUACCGCCUGCGCGCACGUCUUCUGCGGGGCGUGCCUGGCGGUCCACGUCCGCGCGAAGGUCGAGUCCGGCCGUGGCGCCGCCGUGGGGUGCCUCGACGCGGCGUGCGCCAGCAGGCUCAACCCGGAGCUGUGCCGCGCCGCGCUCCCGCGCGACGUGUUCGAGCGGUGGUGCGCCGCGCUCUGCGAGUCCAUGUUCGCCGGCGCGCGGCGGACCUACUGCCCGUUCCCGGACUGCUCGGAGAUGAUGGUGGCCGACGACGGCGACGGCGACACCGUGACGCAGUCCGAGUGCCAGGUGUGCAGGCGGCUGUUCUGCGCCCAGUGCCGCGUGCCGUGGCACGCCGGCGCCGACUGCGCCGCGUACAGGCGCCGGGACACGGCCAGGGAGGACGCGAUGCUGCUGGAGAUGGCCGCGGGGAGGAGGUGGAGGCGGUGCUCCAAGUGCCAGUUCUUCGUGGAGAAGACCGACGGCUGCCAGCACAUCACAUGCAGGUGUGGCUACCAGUUCUGCUACGGGUGUGGCUCCGAAUGGCGUACGUCUUGUUCCGGGUGCACCAAUUAGGGGGUGUAUAUCAUGAGAUUAUAUCGGUGGAAGGAUGAUGAUCAUGUUGUCGUCGGAAUAUUUAGUUAGUACUUUCUCUAUCCCAAAAUAACUGUUUUAACUUUGGUCUAGUUAAAAUUGUACUAAACGUAUGAUACUUAUUUUGGGACGGAGGGAGUACUAGCCAGUUUAUGGAUUUGGUUGGGGAUGAUAACACCAAGCUAGCAAGAGGUGGUAUCGUUUGGCCAUGAUCAAGGAAAUGAAAUGAUUCAUGUUUUAGCCAGUUUAUGUAGUUGUUGCUAUGUAUGGCGCACAAUGAUUGAUUGUUGAAUGCGUUACA
Messenger RNA from Hordeum vulgare subsp. vulgare (domesticated barley), 955 nucleotides. RefSeq names its product E3 ubiquitin-protein ligase ARIH2-like. Gene Ontology annotation, biological process: positive regulation of proteasomal ubiquitin-dependent protein catabolic process; protein polyubiquitination; ubiquitin-dependent protein catabolic process. Lineage: Eukaryota; Viridiplantae; Streptophyta; Magnoliopsida; Poales; Poaceae. The record is from RefSeq and is a predicted model, not a curated record. Gene Ontology annotation, molecular function: ubiquitin conjugating enzyme binding; zinc ion binding; ubiquitin protein ligase activity. Bases 1 to 636 code for a protein of 211 amino acids. The transcript is spliced from 2 exons. Gene Ontology annotation, cellular component: cytoplasm; ubiquitin ligase complex.